This is a messenger RNA of Onychomys torridus (southern grasshopper mouse), 1942 nucleotides long. It is a transcript of the gene Prpf4, whose product is annotated as pre-mRNA processing factor 4. Gene Ontology annotation, cellular component: U4/U6 x U5 tri-snRNP complex. The record is from RefSeq and is a predicted model, not a curated record. Gene Ontology annotation, biological process: mRNA splicing, via spliceosome. NCBI's taxonomy places the organism in Eukaryota, Metazoa, Chordata, Mammalia, Rodentia, Cricetidae. The transcript is spliced from 14 exons. The coding region runs from base 93 to 1658 and encodes 521 amino acids. Gene Ontology annotation, molecular function: U6 snRNA binding; U4 snRNA binding; protein binding.
AGUGACGCACUUCCACUUUGCUGGGCGCGCGGUGGACGAUCUGAAAAGCAGAGCGCCGAUUUGACUAGGGCCUCGCGGCUCUCUAGCCCGGCAUGGCCUCCUCACGAGCCUCCUCCACGGCAACUAAAACUAAAGCACCUGAUGAUUUAGUUGCUCCUGUUGUGAAGAAACCACACAUUUAUUAUGGAAGCUUGGAAGAGAAAGAGAGGGAACGUCUGGCCAAAGGAGAAUCUGGGAUUUUGGGAAAAGAAGGACUCAAAGCAGGCAUUGAAGCCGGAAAUAUUAAUAUAACCUCUGGGGAAGUAUUUGAAAUUGAGGAGCACAUCAGUGAGCGGCAAGCGGAAGUCUUGGCAGAGUUUGAAAGAAGAAAGCGGGCCCGACAAAUCAAUGUUUCCACAGAUGACUCAGAGGUCAAGGCUUGCCUUAGAGCCUUGGGAGAACCUAUCACACUUUUUGGAGAGGGCCCUGCUGAACGAAGAGAAAGAUUAAGAAAUAUCCUCUCAGUGGUUGGAACUGAUGCCUUAAAAAAGACGAAAAAAGAUGAUGAGAAAUCUAAGAAGUCAAAAGAAGAGUAUCAGCAAACCUGGUACCAUGAAGGGCCAAAUAGCCUAAAAGUGGCCAGACUGUGGAUUGCUAAUUAUUCACUCCCCAGGGCAAUGAAACGCUUGGAGGAGGCCCGUCUCCAUAAGGAGAUUCCUGAGACAACCAGAACCUCCCAGAUGCAAGAGCUACACAAAUCUCUCCGGUCUUUGAAUAAUUUCUGCAGUCAGAUUGGAGACGAUCGGCCGAUCUCCUAUUGCCAUUUUAGCCCCAAUUCUAAGAUGCUAGCCACAGCCUGUUGGAGUGGGCUUUGCAAGCUCUGGUCUGUCCCUGACUGCAGCCUUCUUCACACUCUUCGAGGCCAUAACACAAAUGUCGGAGCCAUUGUGUUCCAUCCUAAAUCCACUGUCUCAUUGGACCAAAAGGAUGUCAACUUGGCUUCUUGUGCAGCCGAUGGUUCUGUGAAGCUUUGGAGUCUGGACAGUGAUGAACCAGUGGCAGAUAUUGAAGGCCAUACAGUGCGUGUGGCUCGGGUAAUGUGGCAUCCAUCAGGGCGUUUCCUGGGCACGACCUGUUAUGACCGUUCAUGGCGCUUAUGGGAUUUAGAGGCUCAAGAGGAGAUCCUGCAUCAGGAAGGCCACAGCAUGGGUGUGUAUGACAUUGCCUUCCAUCAAGAUGGCUCUUUGGCUGGCACUGGGGGACUGGAUGCAUUUGGUCGAGUUUGGGACCUACGCACAGGACGUUGCAUUAUGUUCCUAGAAGGCCACCUGAAGGAGAUCUAUGGGAUAAAUUUCUCCCCCAAUGGCUAUCACAUUGCAACGGGCAGCGGUGACAACACCUGCAAGGUGUGGGACCUUCGACAGCGGCGUUGUGUCUACACCAUCCCUGCCCAUCAGAACUUAGUGACCGGUGUCAAGUUUGAGCCUAUCCACGGAGACUUCUUGCUCACAGGUGCCUAUGAUAACACAGCCAAGAUCUGGACCCACCCAGGCUGGUCGCCGUUGAAGACUCUGGCUGGACAUGAGGGCAAAGUAAUGGGCCUGGACAUUUCUUCUGAUGGGCAGCUCAUAGCCACUUGCUCAUACGACAGGACCUUCAAGCUCUGGAUGGCAGAGUAAGCAAGACCAUGGAAGGCCUCGGACCUUGUGCUCUCACCAAGGAGCCAUUUUCCUCAGAGGAAAAGAAUUGUGCUGUGGUCUAUCAUGUUUUCUACCAGAUACCACGUGUAGGAUUGGAUUUUCACGUCAGCCCCGCUUCUGAGUAGCCCUGUCUCUAGGUGAUGGUGGUAUGGUGGUUAGAGUGCAAUCCUCAUCUCAGGUUCUGCCAUAAACUGUAGACAUUGUUUAGACUCAUCACUUUUAAAUGCCCUCCCUCCUCUGUCAGUCCUCAGGAUUGUGGCUAG